Globicephala melas (long-finned pilot whale) is the source of this 2432-nucleotide messenger RNA. It is a transcript of the gene BTBD18, whose product is annotated as BTB domain containing 18. Gene Ontology annotation, molecular function: protein binding. NCBI's taxonomy places the organism in Eukaryota, Metazoa, Chordata, Mammalia, Artiodactyla, Delphinidae. The record is from RefSeq and is a predicted model, not a curated record. Gene Ontology annotation, cellular component: nucleus. Gene Ontology annotation, biological process: piRNA processing; positive regulation of transcription elongation by RNA polymerase II.
GAUAGUUUGACGUGAACUGUUUGGAGCUUCUGUGCCACCUGACAGAAAACUGCGUGCCCGGGAAGGAGCACCAGCUGUGCAAUUCUUUGCCCAUUUCCAGGUGGAAUCAGGCUCACUUCGGUCAAGAACAUCUGAACCCACGGUGGCAAUAUUCUUACUGCUGUGAGAGACCUUCCCACCAAGUCCAGCAGCUUCUUUUCUUUACUGUGCACCCUCUGCUGGUUAGUGUGGUAGAGUGAGCUCAGAGAAAAGAAGGAAUCUGAUCCAUGAAAACCUAGGUUUUUUAAGAGACCAACAUGUCCUCUCCUGCCAGUCCCAAAAUCCUAUACAGGAAUCCCCGGUUCCUCCGGCUAGCUUUUCUGCAGCUUCAUCACCAGCAACAGAGUGGUGUGUUCUGUGAUGUCCUUCUGCAGGCAGAAGGUGAGGCAGUCCCAGCCCAUUGCUGCAUCCUUUCGGCCUGCAGCCCCUUCUUCACAGAGCGCCUGGAGCGGGAGAGGCCAGCUCAGGGUCGGAAGGUGGUGCUCGAGCUGGGGGGCCUGAAGAUCAGGACACUUAGGAAGCUGGUGGACUUCCUGUAUACCUCAGAGAUGGAAGUAUCUCGAGAAGAAGCCCAGGAUGUGCUUUCUGCUGCCCGGCAGCUCCGUGUAUCUGAGCUAGAAUCCCUCCAUCUAGAGGGUGGGAAGUUGGUGAAGGCCCCUCAGGGUCGAAGACUGAACAGGGAGUGCCUACAACCUCCAAGUGCUGCUCCCAUCUCUGCCAGGGUGGUGGCAUCCAUCUGCCGCCCGCGAACUCCACUGCCUGUUACCCAGACUCCCUGUCCUCUUGGGGCAGUGAGAUUGAAGUCCUCGGGGAAGGAGGAGGGGCCCCAGGAGAACAACCGACAGAACACAGAGAACCUGUCGGGCACGCUUCUGCUCAAGAGGAAGGCCAGAGCCUGCCCAACUCCACAAGAAAAAGACUCUUCACCAUCAAGCCACAGUCAGGGACCUAAAGAGUACAAAAGUUACCCUGCCCUUGGUCCUACAGCACUUUCCCCACCCAGCUUGUACCCCUCUGUGGACGAGCGACUGUUGCCCAGGAAGAUCAGGCUGAGCCGCUCAAAGCUGUCUCCUGAUGUCUGUACGUCCAAGCCUGCCGGCCUUUUAAGUGGACCCAGCUCAGUACCCCCAGCCCCUGGCCGGCGUCUCUGGCGGCAGAAGAGUAUAAAGAAAGAAGCACCAGAGGACAAGCAGAAAACAGGGCGAACUAGUCCUCUACAGAGCACCCCAAGCCAGUCUGGCCUUGGAAAGUCGGGUGGGAACAGGAAGCAGAGCCCUGAGGUCAGGGCACCUAACUCAGACCCCGCAGAGGGGCAGGUCAGCAGAGUGAAGCUUCGCAAGAUCGUCAACGGGACCUGCUGGGAGGUAGUUCAAGAGCCUCCCCUCAAAAACUCUCCAGAUAGCCCUCAGAUCCCAGAACCUGAAGACUCAGAAGAGCCUCCAGGGACUCGGCCGUCCUCAGGUAACGAGCAGGAAGUGACGUCUGCUAGAAUAGAGCUGUGUGACGACUCCCCCAUGCACUCUAGGCUACAAGACAUCCUGCUCUCUGCUAGCCACUCCCCGGACAACCCAGUGGUGAAGUCCGGGUUUGGGUCCAGUCCAGAGCUGACAGGGCAGGAACCGGGACUGGAUAUUGACUGCAGAGAGCCCUAUGCAUUUGACACAGCCCUGCUCGGGCAGCCGUGCGAGGCUGAGGAGUACCGAAUCACCAGUGCUGCUGCCACCAGUGAGCUGGAGGAAAUCCUGGACUUCAUGCUCUGUGGCUCAGACAUCGAGCCACCCAUAGGGUCUCUGGAGAGUCCCCGGGCUGAGGGCUGCAGGACCCCUAGUUAUCACCUGACAGAAACAGGAAAGAACUGGAUUGAAGGGGAAGAAUGGUGUUUGCCAGACGUGGAGCUCUGGCCCAGGGAAAUCACAGGAUUGGAAAAGGAACCUGCUGGUGAGAACAAAGGGCCAACUGAGCCUUUUAGCCCCCUUGUCAUGGCCUCUGAGGUGAGUGAAGGGGAGGUGCUUUCAAUGGGAGGCUCUUGGACUCCAGACCUGGAAAUUCCCAGCUCCCAGCCACUGGAUGGUCAGAGAGACAAACUUUUCCACAUCAACCCCCUUGACCCUCCCCAAAGGUCCUAUGGGGACCUCUUACCUCCCUGUUCAAACUGGGUGGAGACUGGGCUGGAAGUGUCCCUAACUCCGGAUGAAGUAUUAUACCCUGCUCCAGAGGCAAGCAAGGAGGGAUUUAGCAACUCUGAGUUGUUGGAUCCACUUCCUGCUAGCCCUGAAGAGGAAGAGAUUGAUGUGGUGGACUCGAUGUCAGAGGGGAUUGUGCCCAUAAGUAUUCCCUCCGUAUGGCCCGACCCUUCCUCAGAGUCAGAAACAGAGGUGGACAUACUAACGUAA